Molecule: messenger RNA, 1473 nt
Organism: Pseudomyrmex gracilis
Lineage: Eukaryota; Metazoa; Arthropoda; Insecta; Hymenoptera; Formicidae
Exons: 2
Coding region: 20-1177 (385 amino acids)
Source: RefSeq, a predicted model, not a curated record
AUUCUAAUACUAUUUUCUAAUGUAUUUCAGAUAUCUCGCUUACGCUGAUAGUGUGUGGGCAAAGAAGUGGUCUUUCCGCAUUGGUCGCUCAACAGUAUAUAAAAUUAUACCUGAAACAUGUGAUGCAAUUAUAAAAGCUUUACAGCCAAUAUAUUUACCACCGAUGACAAGACAGGAUUGGCGUAAUAUAGCUGAUGGAUUUUAUGAAAAGUGGAAUUUCCCUAAUUGUAUAGGGGCACUUGAUGGGAAACAUGUAAAAAUUCAGGCUCCAAAAAACUCAGGCUCUCUGUUCUUCAACUAUAAGAAAUUUUUCUCAAUUGUUCUUAUGGCAAUCUGUGAUGCCGAUUAUGUUUUCAAAUGGGUGGACAUUGGUGACUAUGGUUCAAUAUCUGACGGUGGAGUAUGGUUGAACAGUGACUUCGGCUCUAGCUUGGAGCAAGGAUUAAUUGAUUUGCCACAUCCAGAGCCAUUAUUAGGAACAAAUACUCCUUUUCCAUUUGCCUUUGUAGGCGAUGAAGCUUUCCCGCUCAAAACUUAUUUAAUGCGGCCCUAUGCAAAGCCAAAGAGAUUUCGACAUCAGCCACAAGUUCUUGCAGCACAACUACUAGUAAUCUUUGAAACAAAUACUAAUUAUAAUGAUGAAGAUGUAGAAAACGAAAACACACAAAAUAAUAAUGGAAGGAUUAAUGAAUAUUUGAACCACCCUGUACGUAGUCUUCCAAUACCACAGAGAAUUUUUAAUUAUAGACUGUCUAGAGCUCGUAGAGUAAUNGAGAAUGCCUUUGGUAUUCUUGUUUCAAAGUGGAACAUUUUAAAAACUUGCAUUUGCUGUAAAGUAGAAACUGCUGAGUCUAUUGUUAUGGCUCUUAUUUGUCUGCACAAUUUUCUUCUGGACAGUGAAAAGGAUAUAUUACCUACAACACGUUUGUAUAAAAAUCCCGGACUUGUUGACGGAUAUGGACCGGAUGGUGAAAUGCUAAAUGGAGAAUGGAGAGCUCAAGUGCCACAACAUGGUAUACUAGAACGAGCUGGUAGACUUGGAGCAAACAAUCCUACGCGAGCAGCNAUUAUUCAAAGAGAUAAAUUAAGAGAUUAUUUUCUUACUCAAGAAGGAGAGAUCUUGUGGCAAUAUGAUCAUGUACUACGAAAUGUUCCAAUUAUUAGAACUUUAAUGUAACUGUUACAUUUUUGGCACAUUCCAAAAAAUUAAACAAAGAUAAGCGUAAAUACAGUACAAAUAUGAUAUAUUAUGCUGUAUUUUUAAGCGAGUUUAUGUUGUUCAUUUUAGUAAAAUAUACAAACUGUAUACAAAAAAUUAUUUUUGUAAUAGUCUUAUCAAAGAAUAGAAUAAUUUUUCGUUUUUAUAUACAUAAUAUGAACACAAAAAAAUAUUAUAAUAUAAAAGUUUUUCGUAUAUUUCUACCCCAUCAAUUACAUUUUGGUAUCAGUUUUAAUAUUAAGAUAAUAAGCUAG